Molecule: messenger RNA, 315 nt
Organism: Symbiodinium pilosum
Lineage: Eukaryota; Dinophyceae; Suessiales; Symbiodiniaceae
Source: the annotation of a GenBank genome assembly
AUGCGCAUGGGCCUGAACACUGCCUUGGCCAUUACCAUCCACAACUUUCCCGAAGGCCUGGCUGGUAUGGUUGCAGGCUUGAUUGAUCCCAGCGUGGGCUUCACGCUUACACUGGCCAUCGCCAUUCACAACCUUCCUGAGGGACUUUGCAUUGCGCUGCCCGUGUACUACUCCUCAGGAAGUCGCCUGAAAGGCUUCCUCCUGGCGACGGUCUCCGGCUUGUCUGAACCUGUUGGAGCCCUCAUUGCCUGGGGAAUCGUUGCAAGCAGUGGUCAAGACAUGAACGGCAUGAUUUAUGGCAUCCUCUUUGGCAUG